AGGCAGGGAAACCUCAUUGCCAGGCCCGAGGUCCUUAGGGGCACUCUAGGGAGCGGCACUUUGCGUCACGUGAGGACCGCCCCUUGUGGCGCCAGGGCACUGUAUGUUCCGAGGUCUGGGCUGCGGUCGUGGAAGCAAGAUUUCCGCGGUUGUGUAACGGGGCGAGGUGCUACCGAGAGGCCGGGGUUCUGCACCCCGCUGUGCCUCCAGCAGCAGCGCCAUGGCGGGGAGCUGCGGGGCCUGCGGCGCGCUCUCGGCGCACACACUCCUGUUCGACCUGCCGCCCGCGCUGCUGGGCCAGCUGUGCGCGGUCCUGGACAGCUGCGAUGGCGCGCUGGGCUGGCGCGGCCUGGCAGAGAGACUUUCUAACAGUUGGCUGGAUGUUCGUCAUAUUGAAAAAUACGUAGACCAAGGUAAAAGUGGAACAAGAGAAUUGCUGUGGUCCUGGGCACAGAAAAACAAGACCAUCGGUGACCUUUUACAAAUUCUUCAGGAGAUGGGGCAUCAUCGAGCGAUACAUUUAAUUACAAAUUACGGAGCAGGAUUGAAUUCUUUAGAGCAGAGUCAUCAGGAGCAUGGAUUUCCAAACAUAUCCAAGGGAAAAGCCAAUGUCACAGUGGAUGAUGCUCUUAUACCUGAACAUAAUGAAAAAGGAAUAUUGCUUGAAUCCUCCAUCAGAUUUCAGAACAUCAUAGACGGAACCAAACAUUUCCACAAAGACUUCCUGAUUGGAGAAGGGGAUAUGUUUGAGGUAUACAGAGUGGAGAUUCAAAAUCGAGCAUACGCUGUUAAAUUAUUUAAACAGGAGAAAAAAAUGGAAUCUAAGAAACACUGGAAGAGAUUUUUAUCUGAGCUUGAAGUUUUACUACUGUUUCGUCAUCCGAACAUACUGGAGCUGACUGCGUAUUUUACAGAGACUGAGAAGUUUUGCCUGGUUUAUCCAUAUAUGAGGAAUGGAACACUUUUUGACAGAUUACAGUGUGUAGGUAACACGGCUGCACUCUCGUGGCACAUUCGAAUCAGUAUAUUAAUAGGAGUGUCCAAAGCAGUUGGGUACUUGCACAACACCCAGCCGUGCUCAGUCAUCUGUGGCAAUAUAUCAAGCACAAACAUACUUUUGGAUGAUCAGUUUCAAGCCAAACUAACUGAUUUUGCCAUGGCACACUUCCGACCCCACCCAGAGAAUCAGAUUUCUACCAUAAAUGUGACCAACAGCAGCAGGAAACAUCUGUGGUACAUGCCAGAAGAGUAUAUCAGACAAGGAAAGCUUUCUGUUAAAACAGACACCUACAGCUUUGGAAUUGUAAUAAUGGAAGUUUUGACAGGCUGCAAAGUGGUGUUAGAUGAUCCCAAACAUAUUCAGCUGCGAGAUCUCCUUAUGGAAUUGAUAGAGAAGAGAGGCCUCGAUUCAUGCCUCUCAUUUCUAGAUAAGAAAGUACGUCCCUGUCCUCGGAACUUCUCUGCCAAGCUCUUCUCUUUGGCAGCCCAGUGUGCCACAACUCGGGCAAAGUCAAGACCAUCUAUGGAUGAAGUCCUGAAUGUUCUUGAAAGUUCGCAAGCCAGCUUAUAUUUUACAGAAGAUCCUCCCACAUCCCUGAAAUCCUUCAGGUGUCCUUCUCCUCUAUUCUUGAAUAAUGUACCAAGUAUUCCAGUGGAAGAUGACGAAAGCCAGAAUAAUCAUUUGCCACCUUGUGAUAAAGGUUUGAGGACAGAUGGACUGACUCAGAAAAUUCCCUUUGAAUGCAGCCAGUCUGAGGUCACAUUUCUGGGCUUGGACAGAAAGAGAGGCAGCGAGAGAAAUGAGGAUGCUUACAACAUGCCCAGUUCUUGUGAAGAAAGUCUGUCUCCAAAGCAUGCAGCUUCAUCCCAGGGCUUCAAGGCCACCGAGGUGAAUUUGGACUCCUUUUUAGAAGACCCAGGCUAUCCUUCCAGCAGCAGGCUAGUGGAGCCAGGGUGCUCCUCUGAAUUUUUCUGUAAUAAAUAUGAACCAUACAAAAAGGAUUAAAGUUCACCAGAAGGUAAAGAAAAAAGCAAGUGUUGCUGAGGCACUUGAGCAAAGGCAUCGCCUUGCGAAGACAUCAUCUCCUUAAGUUAGGCCCAGAGAAUGGCUGGUGGUGAAUUUGGGGUAAUACAGAUAAACAAUCUGGACAAUUCUAUUCCUUCCUUCUCAAACCCCCAAAACGGAGAGGCUUAAACAAAUGUUUUCUCAGAGUGAUUACCUCAUGACCAAAUCCAAACUAAAUUAGAGCCAUUCAAAAUUAUUCAAUAUCCUUGGUCUGACUUCAGCAAAACAAAACAAUUCAAACUUACCAAAGAGGGACAAGAUUCUCAUGUCUUCUCCAUCUCUGUUGAAGUGAGUCUGGGGAACCUCCCACUGCAAAGGACUUUCAGUUGCAUUCUGUUGUUUGGUUUAGCUUACUUAGGAGGGUAGCAGGAAAUGUCUAAUUUGUCAAUGUACUUUGUGAUCAACUGUAGUGUUCUUCUGUUCAUCACUGUCUAAAAACAAGCCAAGUUCACGUUUGGCCAGGGUGUGCUCUGUGUAGCAAGAUUCCUGCCCAAGAUCUAUAUUUCUAUAUUUAAACUCUUAAGAUAGCCUAUUCUAUAUAAUCUAAUUGUUGAUUAUUCUUAUAGAUUUUUACUAACUCAGAGACCUGUCAUAUCUUGAGCAGAAUAUGUGACAUUUUAAUCAAAUAAUUUUUGUUCAAGAAAAUGACUGGUCAGCAGUGUAGGUCAGCUUUUGAUUGAUACUACUUGUGCCUUCCACCCUGUGUCUCCCCUCUUGCUGUUUCCUGGAGCUCCUCUUUUGAUGUCUUAGCCAGUCAUCAGGCUCUGCAAAACUGUCAUCCUCCAAAAAACCUCCCAAAUCUCUCCAACCGAGGGACUCACUUUAUCAGCAUUUCCAUAGCAAUUUUUUUGAAUUUUUAGGCUUGUCACAUUCCAAAAUGUAUCAAAAUCAAUCUUAUCUCUGUUACUA
This is a messenger RNA of Marmota monax (woodchuck), 2974 nucleotides long. It is a transcript of the gene Irak3, whose product is annotated as interleukin 1 receptor associated kinase 3. Gene Ontology annotation, molecular function: protein serine/threonine kinase activity; ATP binding; protein binding. The record is from RefSeq and is a predicted model, not a curated record. Gene Ontology annotation, biological process: negative regulation of interleukin-12 production; negative regulation of tumor necrosis factor production; negative regulation of MAP kinase activity. Gene Ontology annotation, cellular component: plasma membrane; cytoplasm; nucleus. NCBI's taxonomy places the organism in Eukaryota, Metazoa, Chordata, Mammalia, Rodentia, Sciuridae. The transcript is spliced from 12 exons. The coding region runs from base 221 to 2005 and encodes 594 amino acids.